Molecule: messenger RNA, 1020 nt
Organism: Apis laboriosa (Himalayan honeybee)
Lineage: Eukaryota; Metazoa; Arthropoda; Insecta; Hymenoptera; Apidae
Product: zinc finger protein 2 homolog
Exons: 2
Coding region: 1-1020 (339 amino acids)
Biological process (GO): regulation of transcription by RNA polymerase II
Molecular function (GO): DNA-binding transcription factor activity, RNA polymerase II-specific; RNA polymerase II cis-regulatory region sequence-specific DNA binding
Source: RefSeq, a predicted model, not a curated record
AUGUUUGAGGACAGGGACACCAGUUUCUUCAGGCCGUGGGACAAUCGUGAUGCGACCACGAGGGAAAACAGGAUCGAGGAGCAAGAAGAUGCAAUUAAGAAGGAUGUGAAACACGAGGAUCGUCGAUAUUCCGGUUUCGAAAGGGGGGCUGUCGACUCGAUCCCUUUGUCGUCUCGCUCUUUCGGAAGGCGGAGAAGAAGGAAGAGCGAUUCCUCCGUCAGAACGACGAGCAGCUCAUCGUCAAAAGUGGAGGACGAGAGCAGGAACGGGAGUCUGGAAUCGUCGAAAGAUUCCGUUCUCGACUGCCCACUGCCUUCUGGGACGGACGCCCCUCUCUCCAAUCCUCCUGAAUCUCGUUCAUCGCGUUUAAAUGGCCGCUCGUUGUACGACGCGCCGCGUUGCUCGAUCGAUUAUCUUCAGGGGAUGACCGUUUCGAACGAGCCCGAUUCCCUGCGCUCUGAUGGCCCGUGGCUUGAUCCCGUGGUCUCAUCGUUGCCAACUGCCUCGACGACAGCGACCACGGGGCACCCGUUUUAUUAUCGCGGAUUCCCUUCGGUGUUGCACACCUUCCCGCAAGAAUUACAAGCGCCAUUCGUGGAGCAUGCUGUGGGGAUGCUCCAGAGGCAGGAAGCGGUCGCGAAGCAAAUGAGGAAAUUGCGGCCGAAAAAGUUCAGGUGCGAACACUGCGACGUCGCAUUCAGCAAUAACGGGCAACUAAAGGGGCACAUCAGGAUACACACAGGUGAAAGACCGUUCAAAUGCGACGCGAAGGAUUGCGGCAAAUCGUUUACCAGGAACGAAGAGUUGACGAGGCACAAGAGAAUCCACACUGGACUUCGUCCACACGCUUGCAUAAUUUGUGGAAAGUGUUUUGGUAGGAAAGAUCACUUGAAGAAGCAUAUGAGAACACACGAGAAUCGUGAUCCAUAUAGGAUGUCGGCGGCUACGUUGGGAAUGAUCGGUUUAGGAAAUACUCUACCUCAAAAUAUGGGAUUUUUCCCAUAUUUCUAUCCAACGUGA